UGUUUUUCACUGCGGGUAGAAAAAUAAUCCGAUUCAGCACUGUUCUAAUGUAAAGUUCCAUAGCAUGGAUACAAUGUUGCUGACAGACACAUGUUCCUCAGGCUAUGUCAGUGUUCGUGACAAGAAGUGUAAGGUACCUAAAAUUCGACACAGACAGAAGAAGAAAAUCUCGGAAUAAGCAAUACAUCGAUUUUUAGCAGUGACACUGUCACCUUACCGUAUAAAAUGAACUAUGCCUAAAAGUGGACAAACCACUUAAUACGUACAAGACAUCUGAAACACCACCAUGGAGAACAACGAUGCACCUGUCGAGUUUAACGAUGACAGGACAGUGUGUGUGACAUCAGUGAAAGGGUUAAAGGAGAACUGGCAGAGAUGGUCCAACAAGCACCAGGAGUACCAGAAACACAACCCCUUCAGUAACAACCGGGGGGCUAUGGUGAAUGUGACUGCCCAGCAGCAGAGACUCCAAAGGGACCAGGAUGGCUACGGGAGGCCCCUGGUGGGCUCCUUGACAGAGCAGAGGGGCAGGGACGCCCACGUCCACAUCACCCGGGAGGUGGAGGAGCUCUGCCAGAUGAUCAGAGACAUUGGGGAAAGCCGUGGCGGUGGGGACGGAGGCAGCGAGGAGAGACCUGUGGUGACGGUGGAGUUUGGGAAGCUGUUUGAGCACUAUGUGAACAUCUCCAACAAGGUGGUGGGGAUCCUGCUGAGGGCCAGAAAACAAGGCCUGGUCAGCUUUGAAGGGGAGAUGUUGUGGCAGGGGCAGGAUGACCGGGUCCUCAUCACACUGCUACAGUGACCAGGAUGAAAUGACAGGGUCGCCAUUAUGCUGCUUCAGUGACCAGGUUUAUGCAGCCGACGGACAAGACAGUAACCAAGGCCCUGUCCAGAAACAUCCCCUAGCCCUUUAGGCAUUUGUGUAGUUGUGAAAGGAUUGGCUAGGUCUAAGCAAUAUGGUGAAAAUUACAUUAGGUAGCAAAGUGCAGCAACACCUAUCCAAUUUUUUCAGGUUUACACCUGCACCUAGCAAGGGUAGUUGUUUCUGGGCAGGGCCCAAGAGAACUAACCUGUGGCAGCAGUGACAUGCAAUAUGGUGCUGUAGGAUGAACCUGAGCUUAUUGCCCUGAAUGGACUUUGCGUUGCAUUCCCAGUUACACCAGUACACCGUAAUCUACACAGCGUUUACAAUGUUCCUUAGCAAUCUUUGUAAUUAGACAGAGGAAAUGUGUACUUUCUAUGGCACAGAAACAACACACUGACACUGUAGGCUUAUGUUAGAAAUCCUGGAAGGAGGCUAUGAAACUGUAUACAUGGUUGACAAUGUAGCAAAAUGCAUCACAAUUAUAUUUACAUUCAGGAGAAAUAGCACAUCACUUUUUGAUCCACUGGCAUUUGUGGAAUUCACACUGUACUAUAUGCACAUUGUUCAACCUAACAAGGGUUGUUUGAGGAAUGCUUUUUCAGCUACUUGCACUCAUGAAAUAUACUGUAACACUUUACUAAUUUGAAAAAUAAUUAAGGGUAUUCCAAACAUGUUUGUUUAGAAAGGAAAGCACUGAUGUUUAUCAAUAAAGUCUUCAAAAAACAACAAAAAAGACUAAUUCAUGAUAAAAUUGCAUUAGAAUGACAGGUAACACUUUAUUUAAAGCCUGCAUAACAUAAUACUUUUUAAUAAGGCAUUAGAAAGAGUCAUAUUAAGUCAUACUGCCUAAGUCAUACUUUACAGUAAGUGUUACUGAAUGAUGUUUCCCAUUAAUAAAGAGACCAGGAAGGAAAUCUGA
Messenger RNA from Oncorhynchus masou masou (cherry salmon), 1784 nucleotides. Its product is annotated as actin-binding Rho-activating protein-like. NCBI's taxonomy places the organism in Eukaryota, Metazoa, Chordata, Actinopteri, Salmoniformes, Salmonidae. The record is from RefSeq and is a predicted model, not a curated record. Gene Ontology annotation, molecular function: actin binding. Bases 287 to 802 code for a protein of 171 amino acids. The transcript is spliced from 2 exons. Gene Ontology annotation, cellular component: sarcomere. Gene Ontology annotation, biological process: positive regulation of transcription by RNA polymerase II; positive regulation of Rho protein signal transduction.